Molecule: messenger RNA, 2010 nt
Organism: Pelmatolapia mariae (spotted tilapia)
Lineage: Eukaryota; Metazoa; Chordata; Actinopteri; Cichliformes; Cichlidae
Gene: gas2b
Product: growth arrest-specific 2b
Exons: 7
Coding region: 1-1365 (454 amino acids)
Biological process (GO): actin crosslink formation
Cellular component (GO): actin filament
Molecular function (GO): cytoskeletal adaptor activity; actin filament binding; microtubule binding
Source: RefSeq, a predicted model, not a curated record
AUGAAUGGCUGUCUCUCACUAAGGUACAGACACUCUGGACCAGGCCUGGCCUGUCCCCAGGAGUACCACCAGUGGCUCCCCUACCGCCAUGACGCCAGCCUUCUGCCCAUGAAAGAAGACCUGGCCUUCUGGCUCAACACCAUGAUGGGAGUGGACCUCACAGCAGAUAAUCUGAUGGAGAGUUUGGAUAAUGGCGUUCUGCUCUGUGAGCUGGCUCAGCUGCUGCAGGACAAGAUGAUACACAACAACAAUGGCAAGGUCUUCACAAGAAGAGUGAUCCACUGGCGAGCUGAUGCAACUUCUGGAUCAUUUUUCGCCAGGGACAACACAGCCAACUUCCUCUACUGGUGUCGAAAGAUUGGUGUUGAUGAGACUUACCUUUUCGAGUCUGAGGAUUUGGUCCUCCACAAGCAGCCUCGGGAGGUGUGCCUGUGCCUGAUGGAGCUGGGACGGAUUGCAGCUAGGUACGGCGUGGAGCCACCGGGGUUGGUUAAGUUGGAGAGCGAGAUGCAGAGGGAGGAGGCAGGGAGCUUAUCUCCAUCAUCCCCUCUUUUCAUUUUUCCUCCUUUCUCAUUGUAUUCACCAUCCCAGCCGUCCCUGCCACCUGCCCCUUCUCCCCCUCCCCCUGCACCCGCUCCCCUCACUCCAAGCGCAUCCAGUCCAUCUGAACCCCUCGCUGCUUCGCUUGCCUCUGAUCUUCCAUCAGCCACAACAAACCCAGUAACUAUGUUUUCAUCCCCUCCUCAGUCCUCCCUCUCAUCCUGUACUCCUUAUACAGUCACAGUCUCGACACAAACACCUUUGUUCCCUUCAUCCUGCACCACCAACGCAUCUGCCUCAACUCCGCUGUCAGCGCCUUCACCAGGCCAAACCCUGGAAUCCACCACCAAAGUCUGCCUUACCGCAGUAAACGCCCGCCCUCCGAAAGCUACACCUCCCACUAACUCCCCACCUGCAGCCUUGACUCCUCGCUCAUCAAACAAGUCAACCAUCAGGAGGAGCUCCUGCACCAGCAUUUUGGAUGACUUUGUAAGAAACAUGAUUGAAAAUCCACCCUGCAGUUGUCCCGUCACCUUCCUGGUCGAGAAACAACCAAAGGGCUGUUACCGUGUUGGGGACAAAGUUCUUUAUAUACGAAUGCUGAAUGAGCGUCACGUGAUGGUACGAGUGGGUGGAGGAUGGGAGACCUUUAUGAGUUACCUGAAGAAACAUGACCCCUGCAGAGGAGGAGAAGGAGGAGGAGGAGCAGUGCUGGCAGGUAAAUCUGAGGUCAGGCUCUGUAAGGACAAACCAAAGCCACCCAACUUGAACAUCUCACCUGACAGUUACAUGGUGGUCGGAGCCCAUUAUCGUGGCAAGAAGUAACUGCCUCUGGCUUCAGGUGGCAGCGGGAACUCUCACCUAAUCAGAGCAAAGUGUUCAAGGUCAGUGAUUCAACACAGCUGACGUCCAUUUUACCUCAAGUUAAAAUACAAUCCAACCUUUUCUCCUUAUACACAGAUGUGACUGUUCUUAUAGCUGCGUGAAGUACGCAACUGACUGGGAUUACAAGCAUACUUAACUCUGCAUAUGCCACAGUCCGCUAGGAGGCAAAUAACUGGCAACAAUUUUAUCAAUUCACUUGCUUUCACCGCUUCCUGCUGCUGCAAUUUGUGCUUCAGCAGCUUUAUUUUGAGCUGUAAGAAAUUGCAGCGCAAAUAUUUUUGUCAGCGCACCAACUUUUGGAUGUACAUCAUUACUUUCAUAUAUUCUUCAUUGUGAAACACUCUUUCAGGAAAAGUUUUUUUUUGGUACCCUAUGCAAUAAUGUGUCUGGUGUAAAGUCAUCUGUUUAGAUUUGUGCAGUUUCUCAAGCUCACAAUGUGUUUAUGUUCGUUUGAACUUUUUUUUAUUUUAGACAUCCACAUUCCUUAAUCAUCUGUGUAUUUGAGUUUCAUUGGAUGUUUGCCUGUAAUUAAACCUUUUUUUAAAAUAUGUGUUUAAAAUAAUUGUAAUUUUAAAAAAAUAUAUA